Molecule: messenger RNA, 588 nt
Organism: Helianthus annuus (common sunflower)
Lineage: Eukaryota; Viridiplantae; Streptophyta; Magnoliopsida; Asterales; Asteraceae
Product: leucine-rich repeat extensin-like protein 1
Exons: 2
Coding region: 1-588 (195 amino acids)
Source: RefSeq, a predicted model, not a curated record
AUGGAGAUGGACAAAGAUCCUGAUCCGGAAAUGCCACCAUCUGGGACGCCCACGCAUCCCAUUGAGAUAUCCAGCGGAUCAUCCUUUCAUGGUUCGCCUUACAGGGGCCCUAACAUUUUUGCUGAAAGAUGGGCCACAUACAAGUGGGAGUACACUCCCCCUUACUACACCUCACCACCACACCAACAGAUCCCUUCUGAGGACCCGCAUUUUCAGGCAGUCACGCCACCGCCACCGCCACCGCUAGAGCAGCAACUGCCUCCAGAACCACCGAGGCGAAGAAGAGGUGCACGGAUGUCCGUGCGUGGGGGAUUCCAUUUCAGCACCCCCCAACACUCCAGCAACAGCAACUACCCGCCGCUGUAUGAAGACCCGCAAAUGGGUGCAGCUGGGUACAACCCUUUUGAGCAGCCAGCUUAUUCUGGUUACAACUAUAACAAUGCCCCUGCCAUUGACCCGUACCUCGAGGCAACCAACUCCAAUGCUCUCUACCCUGGACCCUUUCCAGCUACGUACCCAACUGGGUACCCCGCAUAUGGGUAUCAAUACCCACCACCUCCUCAACCUCAGCAGCAGCAGCCGCCGUAG